AUGCCCUCCACAAGCGCCACGCUCGACGCCCUCACGCCGCUCCUCCAGCGCACCACCAACGACCCACGCCCCGUCGCCGUCAUGAUGUGCGGCCUCUGCGGCACCGGCAAGUCAUCGCUCGCACACGCCAUCGUAGCCGCACACCACGACUCACCGCGCAUCUUCACGCGCCUCUCACUCGACGGCAUCGUGCACGAGCGUCACGGCCUGUACGGCGUCGACUAUGAGCCCGCGCUGCGGGAGGCCUACGAGGACGAGGCAGAGGAGAUCUUUGGCCAGCGGCUGCGGGAGGUGUUGUCCCGGGGUGGGGAUGUGGUGCUUGAUCGUGCUUUCUAUGCGAAGGAGGAUCGGGUGGCGUGGAGGGGAUUGGUGGAGGGGUUGGGGGCGAGGGUGGUGUUGGUGUUCUUCAAGGUUAGGGAUCGGGAGGUGGUGUGGAGGAGGGUGAGGGCGAGAUGGGAUGUCAGAGGGGAAUUGAAAGGGGAGAGAAAGGGGGAUGUUUCGGUUGAGGUGACGAGGGAAUUUUUCGAUAAGUGGGUGGAUGGCUUCGAGGAGCCGGUGGGGGAAGGGGAGUGGGUGGUCGAGGUCGAGGUCGAGUGA
Molecule: messenger RNA, 597 nt
Organism: Cyphellophora europaea CBS 101466
Lineage: Eukaryota; Fungi; Ascomycota; Eurotiomycetes; Chaetothyriales; Cyphellophoraceae
Exons: 1
Coding region: 1-597 (198 amino acids)
Source: RefSeq, a predicted model, not a curated record